AUGACUUCGAUCCCCACCACCAUGAAAGCCCUCGUCAUCGAGGAGCAAGGUAAAGCCGUGAUCAAAGACCACCCCGUUCCUACUAUCGCCGAGGAUGAAGUUCUGAUCAAGACCGCUGCGGUGGCCCUCAAUCCAACUGACUGGAAGCACAUUUACGGGGCUCAUGUUGUCGUUGGAUCCGUCGUCGGCUGUGACGCCUCCGGGGUCGUCGUUCAAGUGGGCAAGAACGUGACUACCCUCAAAGCCGGCGACAAAGUGACACACAUGACCCAUGGAUCGGCCUUCACCGAGCUCGGUGCCUUUGCAGAAUACGUGAAGGCACCCGCGGACCUGACGUGGGUGAUCCCGGAGAACACCCUCUCGUUCGAAGAAGCGGCCUCCUUCGGUGUCGCGUUCUUGACUGCGGUACAAGUCUUCUAUAACCCGAAGUUCUUGGAUAUCGUCGAGCCGCCCGCCAAGGUCUCUGGAGAAGAGUGGCUUCUCAUCUAUGGCGGUAGCUCCUCGGUCGGUCAGUACGCAAUACAACUUGCCCAUCUCGCAGGCUACAAGGUCGUUUCCACCGCCUCGCCUCGAAACCACGCCCUCGUCAAGGACUUCGGCGCGGACGUCGUCUUUGACUACCGCGACCCGGACGUCGUCGCGAAGAUCAAGGCCGCCACGGGCGACUCGAUCACAAGAGUCCUCGACACCAUCUCAGAGGAAGACACCCAGCGGAUCUGCGCUGCCGCCAUCGCGCCCGCGGGCGGGAAGCUCAACCUCAUACUGCCGCCCAAACCGAGCUCGAUCGCGCGGUCGGACAUCAAAGUCACCUCCUCAUUGCUGUACUCCUCCACCGGGCGGCCGUUGAACUUCGGGCCCGUCCACAUCCCUGCCGCCCCGGAAGACAGAGUCCAGAUCGCGGCGUUCUUGAAGAAGGUCCCGCAGCUCGUCACAGAGCGCAGCGUCAAGCCGAUCACGAUCAAGAGGUGGGAAGGCGGCCUGCCCAUGAUCGUCGACGCGCUACAAUACCUGCGCGAGGGCAAAGCUAGCGCCGAGAAGAUCGUCUUGCGGCUUUGA
Molecule: messenger RNA, 1056 nt
Organism: Epithele typhae
Lineage: Eukaryota; Fungi; Basidiomycota; Agaricomycetes; Polyporales; Epitheliaceae
Product: GroES-like protein
Exons: 6
Coding region: 1-1056 (351 amino acids)
Molecular function (GO): oxidoreductase activity, acting on NAD(P)H
Source: RefSeq, a predicted model, not a curated record